Messenger RNA from Thecamonas trahens ATCC 50062, 935 nucleotides. Its product is annotated as WD40-repeat protein. The coding region runs from base 12 to 935 and encodes 307 amino acids. Gene Ontology annotation, molecular function: protein binding. NCBI's taxonomy places the organism in Eukaryota, Apusomonadida, Apusomonadidae. The transcript has 2 exons. Gene Ontology annotation, biological process: mRNA export from nucleus. Gene Ontology annotation, cellular component: THO complex; transcription export complex. The record is from RefSeq and is a predicted model, not a curated record.
CUCUCGCGACCAUGGACACUUACUUUGACCUGGACGCGUUCCGGGCACGGGUGAGCAGCAGCACGGCCGAGGCGCAUGCAACGGUGUACGGUGUGGUGUACUCGCCAUGUGGUGAGUACAUGGCUGCGGUGGACUCGCGGGGAGUGGUGAGGGUGUGGGCCCUGUCUCCUGCUCUCCAAGGCGAGUGGUGGGCCGAGGGUGAGGAUGGCUCGCCCGGCGUGCCUCUUGUCACGGCUACUCUUCAUCGAGGUCCCAUCUACGGUGUCGAGCUGGCAGAGAUUGGCAGCAAGGUUGUUCUGGCUACGGGUGCGUCUGAUGGUCUCGGUCUCUGGGAUUGGGCUGCGUUGCUGGCGAGUGGCGGUGAGGCGACGGCCGUGGCGGCGGCGCAGUUGCUGGCGCUGGAUGCGGGCGAUGUGGCUGGAACGCCGGUAGAGGUCAACGCUGUGGCGCUGGAUCCAGCAUCAGGCCUGGUAGUUUGCGGAACGGGUGCCGGCGAAGUGCGGGCGUGGGACGUGGCGACCGGGAGCCACAGCUACACGCUUACCGGCCACACCGACAUGGUGCUCGACGUGGGGCUGCGGGGCUCUGGCAGCGCCCCGGUGUCGGCGUCAGAAGACGGGACGGUCAAGCUGUGGGAUGCCAAGGCCGGAGGAUGCAGCGCGAGCCUGCAGCCCGGCGGUGGGGCGUGGGUUGGCGCGCUUGCGCUCGAUCCGGACGCGUCGUGGCUGGCAACCGGCGGCGGUGACUGUGCGGUCUCGCUGUGGCACCUUGCGUCGCUGACGCAGACGACGACGAUGGAAACCAAGGCCUGCGUCCAGACCGUGGUCUUUGCCGACGAGCACGUGCUGGCUGGCGGAGCGAGCCCGUGGCUUUACCGCUUUAACAUCAACGGGCGGCUGGCGGCCAAGCUGCCUGUGACCCGCGGAACAGGGUGA